This is a messenger RNA of Lobosporangium transversale, 927 nucleotides long. RefSeq lists its product as hypothetical. The coding region runs from base 1 to 792 and encodes 263 amino acids. The transcript has 4 exons. The record is from RefSeq and is a predicted model, not a curated record. Lineage: Eukaryota; Fungi; Mortierellomycota; Mortierellomycetes; Mortierellales; Mortierellaceae.
AUGGCCACCCAAUUUGUGAAGGUCGCGUCCUUGGUUCCAAAUCAACAACACUGUAACCUUAAGCUUAGGGUCUUGUCAGUUGAGACCAUAGCGGAGACCAUUCAUAAAGAGACAGGGAAAAUUAUUCAAAGUGCUGAUGCUAUUGUAGGCGAUGAUACAGCUUGUAUUCUCCUUAACCUCAGGAAUGAUCAAGUCAAUCUUUUGGCUCGAAAUGCAAAGCUUAGAGUGUUAAAUGCACGUGUGAAUAUGUAUCGUGGAUUCAUGCGUCUUGAAGUUGAUGAAGAUGAUGAGAUGAAGGAUGGUCCAGAUAUUAUCGAAGACACCCGUCCGUCAUCGAUCACAGUCAUUGGAGAUGAGGAGGAGGAAGAAGAAGAUGGCGUCAGGGUUGCAUCCACAAGAGGAGUAUCAUCGGGCCAUCCUUCAGAAGAUACUACUACUACUACUGCUGCUGCUACUAUCGUACAAGGAGCCAUUCCUCGGCAUGAAGAGAUAAUAUCGCGUUCAGAGAGAUCAUCUGGAGCAGUAGAACAGUCAUCUCCAGGGACUGAAGCUGAUGAGACCACAGCGAUGACCCAAUCAGCAGCAGCAACAUCCAUGACUUUGCCUACAAUGGCCACAUCAGGAUCACCAUCCAAUUCAUUGGUCUCCUCCUCAGCUCCUGCAGCUUCACUCGGCCGCGAUCAAUUGGAAGUAGAGAUGCGAUUGGGAACAGGAGGUAGUGUUCCUUUGAUGGAAUAUUAUCGUACGAUUGAAUUUAUGUAUUUCUCAACUGUGGAACCUAUUGGACGCUAAAUAAUAGCCAUCUGAAUAAAGUAAAAGACCCUUUUUUUUUUAUAAUAUGCGAAUUUUCAAGACGACAAAAGGCGUCAUUCUGAUAAAUGAACAAUGGAUAAUGGGUAAAAGGGGUGGAUGAACUUGAGCUUUUUU